UGUUCUUCAGCAAGACUGGUCUUGUUUGGAGCUGCCCUUAGAUUUUUCCCUGUUUGGAGACACCUGUGCACUGGUUGCAUUGGUUUAGUUGUUUUGUUCAAUUCUUUUUACUACGAUACCUUAAUAAUCAUCUUUCUAUACUUGCCCCCUUCAUCCCUUUGAUAUCAAAAACAAAAAAAAUCAUACUCAAAAUCCCCCCUGACAGACGAGCUGUGCUCUCUAAUACACCAAUCCCCAUUAUCCCCAUCUUGAUUUUGACAGUUCAACUUUGUCGCUGGUCGACGUCUCCAUUCAGCAGCUCACAACCUUGCUCAGCCUUGUUCAUUAUUAUCGCCGAGGCUUUUUACUAUCAUUUUCUAAUUUCGUGUUGUGGACUGGAUCCGCGAGCAUUACUGUUGGAUACCGCAGUCAACUAACCAACAUACCAACACGGACUUGAUUGAAUCGGCUCUGGUAGUCUUUCGACUCAAGUCUUAUAUUUCCUGCAUCUAAUACUGUGGAAGAGUGCUCUCAUCUUUGACUUCGACACGAUCAUCUAUACAUUCACCGUGAAUAUUAUUUAAUCUUUAGUCUAACUACGUCAAUCAUUCAAAAUGUCCGCUGUGCAACUCAAGUUCACUCUUCGGACUUCGUCCAAUGUCAAGACUGUCCAUCUGCUUGGCUCUUGGGACAACUACUCCCGCCAGAUCCCCCUCUCCAGGGAUGAGGGCAAGCCCGGUUCAUGGGUUGGCAAGUUCCGCUUCCAGACCUCCAUGCUUAAACUCGGCGGCCGCUACUGGUACUAUUACAUCAUGGAUGGAUACCACGUCUCCCAUGACCCCGCCGUUGAGUACACCAUUGAGCCAACCACCGGCCGCAAGCUGAACAUCCUCGAUGUUCCUGGAGGAAGCAAGAAAUCCAGCUCUUCUGCCGCGAAGCCCAGAAGAACCUCUGAGGAGGUCGUCAAGGGCCGUGCUCCGUCCCCGUCUAAGAUCCACCACCCCAAGCCCUCCAAGCCCUACGCCUCCCGCCAAAUCCGGGAGACCGACUUCGCUCCUACCAUGGAGGACCUCUCCAUGCGCUUUGCGGGUUCCCGCCUGUCAGACGAGUACUCCCUUUCCAACAGCCCGCCCAGCUCAGUUGGCUCAUCCCUGUCUUCUCGGUCUUCUCGCUCCUCUGGCAGCACCUCGCCAUCAUCGCUUUCUUCCAUGAGUGACCCAGCCAGCGUCUGCCGCUGUGAGCGCUACGGUAUCACUCGGAAGGGCGACCGCGUCAAGCUCGACUGUGGUGGUAGCCGCUGUGGCUACGUCACCGAGUCGUCUGAGGCUAGCUGCUCCGAGACCGACAGUGAUGAGGAGUACCGCCGGGCCCGCCGGGGUGUUCGUCGCCAGGGCAUUGUUGUACGUCGGUAAAUCAUGCACUUGGUGGAGCUUUUACUUUGUCAAUUUUAUGGAGAUGGGUUGGCCCCAUCUGUCAAGCAAUGUCAAUCAACAUGGCAUGUUACAGUUAUGCCAUGAUGCCCAGAACACAGUCUCUCCGUAACAGGGACUCCGAAGAGAUCAUUUUUAUACACAAAAAAGAA
Molecule: messenger RNA, 1561 nt
Organism: Aspergillus caelatus
Lineage: Eukaryota; Fungi; Ascomycota; Eurotiomycetes; Eurotiales; Aspergillaceae
Gene: esdC
Product: GTP-binding protein EsdC
Exons: 2
Coding region: 594-1391 (265 amino acids)
Source: RefSeq, a predicted model, not a curated record